Actinia tenebrosa (Australian red waratah sea anemone) is the source of this 5450-nucleotide messenger RNA. RefSeq names its product cilia- and flagella-associated protein 43. Lineage: Eukaryota; Metazoa; Cnidaria; Anthozoa; Actiniaria; Actiniidae. Gene Ontology annotation, cellular component: axoneme. Gene Ontology annotation, molecular function: protein binding. Gene Ontology annotation, biological process: cilium assembly. The record is from RefSeq and is a predicted model, not a curated record.
GCAACGACAAAGUAACGAUCACUUCAUCGAUGGUGAAAAUUUAUCAAAUUUGUUCUCGGAYUUUCCCUUGUUUUUCCUUUUAAAUGGAUCAGUUUGGGACUUUGGAGCUCAGUUGGGCCCAAGGUUAUGAUGGUGGAGCCUCAAGUUUUGUUGAUAAAGAUACAUUAUGUUUUGUGUGUGGAAAUAAUGUCAAAUUUAUUAACAUCAAAGACAAGAGUCGAUCAUUUUUACCCACUCCUGGUGAUGGGAUUGGAGUCCUCACUACGAACCCUGCAUAUAACCUGUAUGCUUUCUCAGAAUUGAAGGCCAACCCAAGGAUCUUUAUUUAUACGUUCCCUGAUUUCAGUAGGCCUCGGGCAAUACUUAAAGAUGGUGCAAAGCUUAGCUACUCAGCAUUAGCUUUUGCCAAUAACAGUUCUAUAUUUGCCAGUUUUUCKGGUCUUCCAGACUUCCAGUUAACAAUCUGGAAUUGGGUGAAUGGGCUUAAGCUGUGCUCAAUCAAUGUAGACCAUCUGUCAUGCAAUAACCUAUCAUUUAAUCCUGUUAAUUGGAGACAAUUGUGUACAAUUGGUAAAGAGAUGCUGAUCAUUUGGCAAGUUGAGCAACUGAAUGACAAAUACACUCUUACAUCAAGUGAGUUCAAGCUGCCUCCUGCAGAUGGAACCCCAGACGAUGGAGAAUUUAAAAACCUGAAGCAUUCUAUUAGUAGAAUGGGAAGAGCUUUUACAACAGAAGAGUUCAGACUGACAAAAGCUGCCAUUGCUGGCAUUGUUGGUCAUGAAGCUAAAGAUUAUGAACCAGGUGAUAAGAUAGAACGCUGUGAGCCAGUUAGUCAUUGCUGGACACCCAGUGGAAUGAUCUAUUGUGGAUGUUCUGGUGGACAGUUACUGAGGGUUGAUCCUGAUGUAUAUACAAUCAAAGUGGCUGCAACACCAAGGAUAGGUACUCACAGAAGCAGAACAGAUACUYUAUCACAUCUGAUGCAGCACAAAAACACUAUGGAAUCACUUCCCGAAGAGGAGGAUGAGAGCAAUGUAUCUGGUGAUGGUUURACCUAUGGAUCUACCAGUUGUCUAGCACUCCACAAGUCUGGRCUGUAUGUUGGUGGACAGGAUGGUAUUCUGAGAUGUUUGGACAUUAAUGGUCCUGAAGUCAAAGUCCUCAGUAAGACAAAUACAGAAGCGUCAAUAACUAGUCUUGCCUGGUCUUUUAACUACAAUGAAUUAGCUGUCGGCAGUACAAAGGGAUGCAUACAAUUGUAUGAGCCCAAUGACAACCUUCUUACCAAGCUGUUCGAUAUCAGUAAUGUGGAAUUUGUUGGUGUAGAUUGCUUACUUGGUGACUCGGAGUACUGUGUGACAUGCAGGUCCAAUGGUCUUCUCCAAGUAUGGAAUAUACAGACCUCUCUGUUUGCUGGUCAGUUACCUCUAGAAUGCCAUGCAACCUGUAUAGCAUGCUGUCCGUCUUCCAGUACAGUAGCUGUCGGCACAGCCAGUGGUUCUGUUUACUUUAUAGAACUGACAUCAGUAUCUCAACCACGCAUUAUUUUCUGUUCGUACCUCCAUCAAGGACCUGUGCUUCAGUUAAAAUACGACAUGGAAGGGCAGAUCUUUGUCACAGGAUCUAAUGAUGGYCAUGUAUUUGUUUGUGAUGCAAGAGUUACCAACAACUUUAAAGUACUUGGCCAUACAGACGUCCCUGGUACUGUAAUAUCUAUUUCUUGUCUCAACGCACGAGAAAAUGAUGGUCAAGGUCCAUGGAAGAUCGUCGUGGUUCACAGCCCCAAUGAUUCGCAUUCAUGUGGGAAUAACUUGAUCGAGUUUGAGGUUAACAAGGACGUCCUUUAUCGCAGUCCAAAAGAUGCGUUUUUCAACAAAGCACUUCUGUAUCGCCCUGAAGCAGUGAAGCUCUCUUCGCAUAAGCUAACAGGACCUGUGUAUAGUGUUGUUGUCACGUCACCACAGACGGCAAUAGCUGUUGCUCAUAAUCAUAAAGAGUUAGUCAAGUUAGCAUUGACUCAAGAGCAGGACAAGUCAAGCGCUACGCUGGAGCCUUUAGAAUCUUACGUGGGACAUGAUCUUAAUGGAGGGGAACUGGCAUUAUCCUGCCACCUUCGCUGGAUUGCUAGUGCGGGAACAGAUGGACAGAUUUUAGUCAGAGCUGUUGGGGCUUUGGAUCGAAUGCUAAAGAUUCCUGGACAUCAUUACCGUAAGGGUGGAGUCAGUCACUUGUGUUUCACAGGAGAUUCACAAAAACUACUUAGUACCGGAAGGGACGGGGUUUUAUCAUGCUGGGAAUGGAGCUUUAGUGCCACAGGGAGAAGUAAGUCUACGACAGCGAUCCAGGUAUCACGAGCAAGAACAGCUCUUCUGAAAACCCAAAGACAAGAUGAAGAUGCAGCAGCCGCAGAAAGACCCAACUACAUCCACAAGUCUGCUUCCGUCAUAGAGAAAGAAAACACUGAAGGAUCUGAAAAAGUCCAAAAAAAGCUGGAAAAGGAUGGGAUAUUCACUACACCUACGCCAACUUUGAGUGAAGACUCCACGUGGCUGCAGAAAGCUGUUGCGGAGGCCCAGCGAGAAGAAGACAAGAAGUUCGCAGACAUCAAGCGAAAGCUGCGCAAAGAUAUCUCCGAAUUGCGCAACACAGUACUACAAAUGAUUGACGUGAACAGCCGGUUACCAGACAUCGAGAAACUCGAGCGGCAUGAGUUUAAUAUGGAUGUAGAAGAACGGCAGAAACUGAUCGCUGAAGGAGAAGAAAAGAUAAAAGAGGUGCGUGAUGAGAUCGAGAUCGCAAACCUCGCCCGUAUCUACCUGAAGGAGAUGAUCAAACGAGAGUGUUGGGAUGCGAUGGCUGUCAAAGGUCGAUCAUGUAAUUCUUUCCGUAUGUCUUUAUCGGUCACUAACUACCCAAUGCGAGAAAGAUCAAAAGAAGAAUUGGACGAGCUUCAAUACGUCUUGACACAGAGGAAGAUUGAGAAGGCAGAAUAUGAAGCGAGUAAGGACCUUGAGCCAGGCCCUACAUCAUCUAGAAACACACCUGUACCAGAGGACCGCCUAGAUUACGAAGACGAAGACAACUUCAUAGAAGACGAAGGGCACAGUACAGGCACUAACCCAGCUACCUCAGGCAGUAGAGGAGCAUCUUAUGGUGGUGGUAGUGAGCAACUACAGAGUCAAUUCCAGUUACACACUGCGCAACAGAAGUACAACCAAAUUAUCAUGUUACAGGACGCCAUUCAUCGCAUCAAAAUCAACUUUAACAAAGAAUUCGAAGAGACUUUCAAGUUCAAAGAAAACGAAAUAAAGAAAAUCCAGGAAAAGAAUGAUCGCAUCAAGAAGAUCCUUCACGACCUUGAUAUUGUUGAAAAGAUAUUCCAGCCAGCAAUGACAGACGAUGAGUUACCUGAAAGACUCCUSCAUGUCAAAGACCAAGAAGUUCCAUUCGAGAGGUAUAUCACUGCUGAAGAACAGAAAAGAUUAGAUGAACAAGCUAAGGUGGAAGAAGAGAGGAGGUUAGCUGAACAAGCAGAUAAUGCACGUGAACGUGCACUGAUGAUGAUGAUGCAGGGUCGUCUUGAAGCCAACCUGGAGGAUGAACUGAAGAAAGAUCUGGUACCACCUGACUUUGUUACGGGUAAGCCACAAGAAGAGUGGACGGAGGAAGAACAGAAGGCGGCGAAAGACUUCGAAAAGAUGGAAAAACAACAUUUAGAAGAUCGAGAAAAGUGGAAGAAAUCCCUCGAAACAGAACUGAAAAAACUCCAGUCAAGUAUCGCUGAAGCGACGACUGCUUUUGACGAAAARCUAUCGUUACUCUUCCAAAAGAAAGUCAAAACAGAAAUGGUCAUCUAUCAGGAAGAACUGAAGAUAUUCCGUCUUCUAGUCUCUAUCUUGACGGAAGAUGAACUCAGCACCCAAGAAGCAGAGCUCCUUCGUCGAAUGGACGAGAAAAAGGAGAAGAAAUCUCGAGUGUCUUCGAGUCAGACUGAAGCCAAGAGAGAAGUGGAUGACUUUCGUGAGGCGUAUGAGAUCCUUGUAAUGGAGGACAAGGCUUUAGACAAGGCAUUCAAGAGGGAGUUUGGUGAUCAGGACUUACAUACUGUGGAGCAACUGUACAAGUUGUUCAAAAGACGACCAAGAGGCCAGAAACAACUGCGCGCAGUCACGGAUCCUCAAGCUGACGUUAAGACCGACUCUCCUUUCGCCCCAAGACCUUCCUCCUCUCGUGCUCAUUCCGCUGCAGCCAAGCAUUUAGCCAAGGCCAUGGAAGAGUUAGAUAGUAUAGAACACAUGCCUGAAGGCUUGGAGCUGGAAGUAUGGCAGAGGUUUAUAGAAACGAGACGACAAAAAGUUGAGAGUGAACAACAGGUAAAAGCCAAGGCUCUAGUGCUGGCAGAGAUGAACUCGUAUCUUCAAAAACGAAUAGACGAGGACGAGAGAGUACAACACGACAUGGAGCACACGUACCAGGAACUGCAGAGGCUGCGUGAAGAAAAAAUCAAGUUUUUGAUCAAUCUGGAAGUACAGCUUUUACUCAAGCAAGGCCAGGUUGAAGUCCCCCCUGGACCGUUUAUCACUGACUAUUCCGACAGUAUUCUUGUUCAUCGAUCUGUAGUCGAGGAUCUGAAUGCGCAGAUCACGAAUCUUGGCAAAGCAAAAGUAUCCAUYAUGGACGACAGUAAAGAAUUUAGGAAGGGAAUCCAUGGUCUGGAAUGGGAACAUAGGAAGAUGCAAAUGCAAGCAGAAGAUCUGCAGACCAAAGCUAGAGAUAUCCAGCUACUGAGAGUAACCAAGGACCUCCAACAGUUCUUGGCCGAGGGUGAUCAUCAAGCCCGUCAACAGAAGGAAAUCGCUACGCUCGAGCAAACUUUAUCGUUGUUCCAAAAGAUGCACGAGAGAAACGUGAAUGAUCGUAAAGAAACGAUAAAAGGAAUCAAACGAGUCAUUCACAAGAAAGAAAAAGAUAAUACUAAACUAGACGGUGAUUUAGAAGAGCUGGCUUUAUCUGUUGCCGAGCGACGCAACGUCAACGAGAUGAAUGCUGAGAGAAGAAACGACACCGGCGCAGAGCGUCGCUACCAAGACAUCGUUGCGCGCCGUAAGCUGGUUGACUUGGCCAAAGCGCAAGCCUCAGAGAUAGCAGUUCUAAGAGCRGAAGUGGAGCGACUACGCAUGCGCACUUUCCCUGCUCUUGUUCAAGUCGAGCGCUGAUAAUGAUUUAUAAUCAGGGAAGCGACGCGUACAAAAAUAAAUCUUCCAUUAACGGCAACUAAGUAGCUAGUUUAGCUGUAAAUAUAGGUAGUGUCUGACUUAGUUCCCAUAUUGAAGACCGAAAUUUUUUGCAGUGUUUUUUAUUUUGGUUUGAAUUCGAUUUUAUAGCUUGUUUCUGUCUUGUACAUAAAUCAUCUCAUUCAAAUCUAAUUUAUCAUAAAAGAACUACGUGUA